AGCUGAAGCGAGAUUCACUUCCAGAAUUGUCACCCAAAAACAUCGGAUACCACAACGACCUAGUAAUCUCAAGCAGCCCAGUCCCCAAACCUUGACUUCCUCCCUCCCUCUGUUCCUUUACAUAAAACCCAACUCUUCAGAUCGACAACUAUGAAAGUUGACAUAAUGAAUCAACGACGUUUGUUUGGGGUUGACAUGGACUCAUUUCAGAAGCUUGUUGAUGGAUUGGACGUUCAAUCGUGCGACGAACUGACAGGAAGACUUCAGGAGGGGGAUCAACAACGAUAUCUUGAUGUUUGUAAGAAGUUUGAACCUUGGGGACGGGAAGAUCUUAUACAUCUUUCAAAAAUUGCGCCGCCAAACUUCUUUGUUGAUAUUAUCGCCUUUACAAGUCAAGAUCGAAACUUAUGCCACCAACUGAAGACACAAUCGCGUCCACACAGAGCUCAGAACCAAGUCAAUUGGGAGCAGGUCUUCCGUCUUAUUCUCAAGGAUUACUUUGAAGAGUUCCCUGAACGUUCAGUGCUGGUCUACCAAAACUGGAUCAUGGGACUCUGUAAAAAGAUCGUUGUAUCAGGAAACGCAGGAUUGCCUCUCAAAGAUCUUCCUGCCUUUGAAAUCGCUUUGAUCCCUGAUCAGAAGCUCUAUCGAGAGUUCUUUGCUUUGAGGAUUAAGCAAUGUAUACUUGAACUUCGUCCUAGCGUUACUUGGAGCCAUGUCUAUAGUUUCCCUCCCGAAGUUCAAAUUGCAGAUCCACCUGAGGAGAUCACAGAGUGGGUGACCGAUAGCUCGAAGAGCAGUUUUGAGUAUAAGGCAUGGGUUUAUUUGCAAGAAAAAGAGCUUGGCCUUCAUCCCAACAUCGGCGAUAGUAAUCAUAAUCUGCCUCUACGUGGUUGGGUUUUGCAUUAUCCUUCUCUCUCGAAAUUAUCUCCAACAAUGUUGGAUAAUAUUCGCACACCGAUUACCUUUACACACAGUACAUCGGUGCUGAGCGAUGGAAAAAAACGCUCUGCUCCUACAUUCGACGAUCUCAGCUGCAAUCUGAAUUACGCUACGAACCUAGCCUCCCUCUCUUACAUUCUGGGCCAUGAAAGACGGGGUUCCGCAUUCCCGAUCAUUCAUAACGAGACCCUCCGUUCUACCACGGUCCUUCCAAUUGUCCUCCGCUCCCUCGAGAACUCUCUCGCUGUCGAGCCCAAGCAGAGCACUCCAAAUACCAACCCUCAUUCUUUGAUCCCCGCCCCUCUAUCCCAGCUCACAACGUUCAGUAUCAAGACUUCGAAACCAAUACCCCCCCAGAACAUGUGGUGGGCCCAAACACUGCGUAGAAGACCCUGCUAGCCUGCGUAAAGGCGCGGAAGUUAUAAAUAGAUUACUGGCAAUUUCUCCGGAGAUAUCACGGAUUGCGAUGGUACCUGAAAUGGGCCGGCGAUUAAUUAAUAAAGGAUGGGGAGUUAGUUGUUACCAGUUUGUCUGAGCCGCGGGAGACGGUAGAAAAUUGUUGAUUUGUGAGAAGAC
Molecule: messenger RNA, 1518 nt
Organism: Botrytis sinoallii
Lineage: Eukaryota; Fungi; Ascomycota; Leotiomycetes; Helotiales; Sclerotiniaceae
Exons: 5
Coding region: 151-1341 (396 amino acids)
Source: RefSeq, a predicted model, not a curated record